Messenger RNA from Seriola aureovittata, 6703 nucleotides. Its product is annotated as testis-expressed protein 2-like. Lineage: Eukaryota; Metazoa; Chordata; Actinopteri; Carangiformes; Carangidae. The record is from RefSeq and is a predicted model, not a curated record. Bases 1480 to 4779 code for a protein of 1099 amino acids. Gene Ontology annotation, molecular function: lipid binding. Gene Ontology annotation, cellular component: endoplasmic reticulum. The transcript has 13 exons.
UAUGCGUGUGAAGUGUAUAGUGUAUAGUCCUGAAAAUUUUAGGAGAAAAUCAUGUCUUUGGCAAAUAUGUAAAUUCAAACUGAAUAGAUGUUUUUGCUGUUAAUCAUUGCUGUUUAAUCAAACUCUCUCUCUCUCCUAUACAAGUUGUUUAAAUCUUAAACUUGAAGCCAGAAAAAUGUAUGCAACUGAUCACCUUGAUCGCACUGUAUUGCGGUUUUACUGACAUGUGAAAGUAUGUAUGACAUUUACAGACCUAUUCACUAUGACUCACAUAUUUAACAAGCACUAGACCUGAGUUAUGUGACAGGUGCACUGACUCAUAAGCACAUAUCAUCGUUUAGGGACGUAAUAACGUGGUGUGAAAACUGUAGUGGUAGCUGAACAGCAGCCAUCACUGAUACAGACUCAAUUACAAACUGUGAGCAUAACAUUUUGAAUAUAAGGUCUACAAAAGUGAAGAAAAUUUAUAUCAAAUAUGCAAACUUAUAAUAAAAAUAUUUGUCUUAUCACUGAAACAUCGUGAACAUUUCAAUCCUAAUGUUUUCUCCCAGAUCAUACACUGUAAUGCCUACAAACGGAACUUACAUCAGCCUCAAUUUGAUACAGAAGAGUUGCCAUUCACUAACACUAGAUGGCAGCAUUCUCAUUACCACGUAAAUCAGAGGACUGGACUUAAUGUGUAAAAUAUACUGAAUGUUUUCCUAUGGCAGAAAAGCAUCCGUUUCAACAGUGUUUUGUUGUGAAUGUCUUUAACCCGAUAAACAAGCUUUAAUGUAUAGUGUGACUAAAUAUUCCAAGGACCAGCUAGGCCUCACAAUAAUUAACCUAUUUAAACGUGAUAAGGUCAAACCAGUGUAAACAUCUAGUUUGUUUGUUUGUUUGUUUUGCAGGGCAAGCUAAUUAGCUCUCUUAAAUUUUAGCACCUUUGGUCUUUUGGAAAUAUGAACUAACUUUGCUGUUGCUGUUGUUUCCUACAUUGAUAAGCCAGAAAACGCUGUUUAACAUUGUGAUAACUUAUUUGCAUUUUACACUGUUUACCUUCUCACAUCUGCCUCAUCUGCUCCAGGCCUGUUCAGCAGCUCCAUCGAAAAAUCGAUCGUCAACCCCUGCCCGCAUAGCAGGCCCGUCCUCCUGCUGCUCGCUCUCGAUUACUCUGGCCUUGAUAGACUCGCGUUUUUUCUUUAAGGAACUGAGUCCAGUUAGUCAGUUGUCAACAGGCUGAGCAAGAAAAGGAGCGAAACAACUUGGUACGUGGAGCUGAAAAGACAAACGUUACUGUACGUCCCGGUGUCGAGGGAAAGCCGUUGUGGAAGUUCAGUUUUGUUCGGUGUGUCCUGACAAAAAUGAAGUCUCCGUAACACGAAGCCCCCUGAGCAUCAUGGACAUGUGAAACCUGACUCUUCAGUAGGCAGAUGAAAGUCCCAGGCUGGAUUGAAUGGCACUGAGGAUACAAGACUGUGACUGAGUGGGAGUACUGCAAUGACCAGCCGGCAUCCUAGCCAUGCAGAGAGCGCUCACUCCACAGACAAACAACCACCUGCCGUGGCCCCCAAGCUCCAUGUGCAGCGAUCGCUGUCAAAGGAGACAGUCACCAUCCACUUCUCAGCUUUUGGGAAGGAGGAAGAGGAGGAGGAAGAAGAGCUGCACACUACAACUGUCUCCACUACCUCAGCUGCUCAGGAUGACUCAAACAUUGUGACAGCCUUAGAAGCAAGCGAGGAGAUGUUUGAAGGGGCGCCAUUGGACUCUGCAGCCGAGGUUGCUGUCAUUCCUGAAUCACCCAGACUUUCUCCCAUUUCUAGACAUCACACUAACAGUUCUUCCACACAAACUCUGUCAUCGCGUAUUGCUGAGCAGAAGAGCUCAACUUCCAGCUCCUUUCCUACUAAAUCUUUGAGCUUUCCCUCCAGCGACAAACCUUUUCUAAGUCUGGUGAAGUCUCUUUCCUCUGACAGCGAGUCUCGUGACGGGGUCUCUUCUGUUCCUGCUCCAUCAGUAAGGCACAGGCAUCUCAUGAAGAAUCUCGUCAAAUCCUUAUCUUCAGAUACAUCCCAGGACUCAUCCUCAUCCUCCUCCUCCACACCCUACCGUCUUCCAGAGUCCCGCCUUAACCUUCAACUCUUCAAGCAAUUCACACAGUCCCGAAUGCCGUCUGCUACUAUGUCGUCAGCCGGUGACUCUAAAACGGCCCCUUCCUCUCCAUUAACCUCGCCAGAUAACCGCAGUUUCUUCAAAGUCUCAGAUGUCGAGGCACGAAUUGAGGACACCAAGCGUCGUCUCUCUGAAGUCAUGUCCGAGCCACUCCAGCUGCUGAGUAAGAUCAUGGAUGAAAAGAGUGGCAGCUUAGUUAGCAGCAGCAUUUACCGACCAAAGGCCCUCUCUGUCAGUGCCUCAGAACUCUCCAACAUUACUUCCAUAAAUGGUCACCUGGAGAGCAACAACAAUUACUGCAUCAAGGAGGAAGAGGGAGGUGACUGGGAGGCUGAGAGCCCCAACAGUGCGGCCUCAGGUCCACCUGAAUCGCCAGUUUCCUCUGCUGUUGACACUAAGAGCCCCAACAGAUCAUCUCUACUUUCCAUGUCACUGGACAAGUGCUCUAUGUCUGCUCUUGCUAAACAGGAGGAUGAGGACUUCUGCAUCUUGUACAGUGAUGACUUUGACACUUGUACUGACACCGAUGGUGGUGGUGAUAGAACUGAGGAUACAGGAACUGGUAGUCAAACUAAAGUGCCACUAAGUGGUAGUACUGAACCAUGCAGUGAAGAUGAAUCUGAAAGUAUUAACCCGGUAUCCAGUAUUCCACACUAUACUCUCAUCAUCCUCACUGUACUGGUCUAUGGCUAUUUUGUAUUACCUCUGCCCAGUUACAUUGGAGGAAUGCUGCUUGGGAUUGGGCUUGGAUUCCUUUUAGCCAUCGGUGUUGUGUGGCUGACGGGACCAAAACCUUCUGGUGGCUUUAGACAUUCCAGAAUCAACGGGAAGCUGUGGAGUCUGACCAAGUUGGACAUUAAGGAACCAGAAAUUUAUAAGGGCUGGAUGAAUGAGAUAUCGAACUAUGACCCAGAGACGUACCAUGCCACGCUGACACACUCUGUGUAUGUCCGGUUGGAGGGCGCCAUCAUUCGUCUGUCUAAGCCCAACCACAACAUCGCCCGCCGUGCUGCACACAACGAACCAAAACCUGAUGUCAACUACGUCAGUCAGAAGAUCUAUGACCUGACCAACAGCAAAGUGUAUCUAAUGCCUCAGAGCCUGGCCAGGAAGCGUGUAUGGAACAAAAAAUACCCAAUCUGCAUCGAGCUCGGCAAACAGGAUGACUUCAUGUCGAAGGCCGAAGGUGACAAGUGUGAGGCCGGCGAGGGCAUGGGCAUAAGGGACAGAGGAGAGGCGAAUGGAGGAGUGCAGGAGCGAGGGUCUUCGUCCAGUAGAGACCUGACCCUUUAUCUAUUCGGAAGGACUGGGAGGGAGAAGGAGGAGUGGUUCCAGCGGUUUCUUUCAGCUUCCAGGCUCAAGGCAGACUUGAAGAAAACCUCCAGCGUUCCUGGGAGUAAGAGCGCUCUGAGCUCUCACAGUCGCAGCAGCAGCCGAAGCAGUCUGGACGAGGCGCUGCUAUCUCAGCCCAGGUCAAAGGACUCCUCGGUCUCCUCGACAGCAGCAGGCGGUGCCAAAACCAAGCCGCUACUGGAUUACAGUGUCUAUAUGGCCUCUUUACUGCCAGAGCAGGUGACAGUCAGCCCUACAGCUGCCAGCCCUGUUCUCCAGAGUCCUCAGAGCAGCCCUGGAGCUGACAAGAAGCUCCAGAGCGCCACUUCAGCUCAGGUGCAGCCCAGGGGGGAGGAGGAGGCCGUUGCCUGGGUGAAUGCGGCUCUUGGUCGGGUCUUCUGGGACUUUCUGAGUGAGCCCUACUGGGCUGAACUGGUCUCUAAGAAGAUUCAGAUGAAGCUCAGCAAGAUACGGUUGCCUUACUUCAUGAAUGAGCUAACCCUGACAGAACUGGACAUGGGCUCAGCCACUCCCAGAAUCCUUGGGGCAUCCAAACCUUCCAUUGACUACAGAGGUCUGUGGUUUGACCUGGAGAUUUCCUACAGUGGCUCCUUCCUGAUGACCCUGGAGACCAAGAUGAACCUCAUUCGCCUGGGCAAGGAGGGAGAAAACCUCCGCUUAGGGGAAUUUGGCAAAGAUGGAUACAGGCCACGGACUUACUGCCUGGCUGAUAGUGAUGAAGAGUCAUCCAGUGCAGGCUCAUCAGACGAGGAAGACUCCUCAGACGUCUCGAAUGACUCUGCUGGAGCAGAAGGUUUUGUUGGAGGCCACAAGCCGAGCAAGAUCAUGCGCUUCGUGGAUAAGAUUACCAAGUCCAAAUAUUUCCAAAAGGCCACGGAGACAGAGUUCAUCAAAAAGAAGAUGGAGGAAGUGUCCAAUACACCGCUCCUGCUCACUGUAGAGUUGCAGGAACUCCAAGGAACCUUGGCUGUCAACAUACCCCCUCCACCCACUGACAGGAUAUGGUAUGGCUUUAGGACACCACCUCGCCUCGAACUGAAGGCACGACCCAAACUGGGAGAAAGAGAAGUCACUCUGGCUCAUGUCACAGACUGGAUAGAGAAAAAACUGGACCAGGAAUUCCAGAAAAUCUUUGUAAUGCCAAACAUGGACGAUGUGUGGCUGACUAUCAUGCAUUCUGCCACGGACCCGCGCACAGCCAGCGGAUCGUUUGUCGUUCCUGCAGUGGACCCAGAACCUUCCCAGCCAGACAGGGAAAACUCCAGCCAGCCAUGAAGAAUGUUUACAGUGUUUCCUCGAGCUUAUGAAUUCUCAAAAUGGGAACUGGAGCCAAAGUCGAUAGGUUGUAAACACUACUGUAAUACAAACACAUUCCCGUAGUGAGUGGGUCUCUCACUUACCAUAGAGGACAAUUUUAAAGAAACAAACAGUGAAAACAAACUGUUGCUUGCUGCUCUGUUCAGUAGUAUUUAUGGUGCCAGAGGAAAAGGUGAUUUCUCUUUGAAGGAUUUAUAUAACAAUAUGGACCUAUUGAAUAGGGACUAAUAUGUGAACAGAGUCAUGUUUGGCUCAGAAUUGGGGGUGAUUUAAGUAAACAUAUGGGGAUAUAUAUACAUAAGUUUAUAAUGUCCUAUGAACAUUGAUGUUGGAGCAUUCACCAGAUACCUUACAGCCUGCAGAUGACAAGUCUCUGCUGAGGCUUGAGAGUGAGAUAGAGCACGGUAGCCCCCCUUUUAUAGUAGAAAUACAGCAAGUGGUGAUUCACAGUAUGAUAGUAUGUUGAAAUUAGAGGUUUUUCAUAGUGAAUGGUCAGCAUGUGAAGGAGAGUUGUCGUUUCCACUGUUGAGAAAUAAAAGUAAGCAGAUUUAAAAAAAAAAAAAAAAAAAAAAAGUGUAUUGGAAAAGCUCAGAUACUUGAUGUUAUGUUGAUUUACCAUAAACAAUAAUCCUUUAAGUGGCUUUAUGCGAGCGGUUUUUGAUCAGGUGUUAACUAAAAGUAUUUAUUUGUGCUGUGACCACACCCUGAACACCCCGUUCAUUUGCCAAACUCCUCUUUCUAUGCCAAUGAUGCGGUUAUCUAUGUCUAUAUGGAAGUAAUGCUGAAGAGCAGAUAUGCGUUAUGUAGAAGAAAUGUCACACUAUGUAAAUUCCAUACUAAUGACAAAUACAGAAACACAGUAAGUGCAAUGAUAGAAACACUACACAGGCUUUAGUAUGAUUUUGUAUAGAUAUUAUAUUAAAGUGUAUGUCUGAUGAGAAGUACAAGGCCUCUAACACGUCUAUUGAAUGUAUGUAUGGAUCGUUUUGGUUUCUUUUGUUGUUGUAUGAAAAAUGUUUUUACCCAGCCACGUUUUGACUGGGGUAUGCAAGUUAUUGCACAAAAACAAGUGAAAUUCCUCUUUCUGUUUUCUUUUGACAAACACUAUCUCAAAUUGCAUAUGUUUUUCCAGAUGUUUCAUUCAAUCGUUAUGUUUAUGGAGCACCAGGUGUUGUAUUUUGCAGUUCAUCAUUUAUACUUUAAUGGUGUAGAUGACAAUUUGUGACGAUAUGUGACUGUGCUUUAAAAAGACUCUACUCGCCAUACUGUAUGAAGAAAGACACACAAUGUAGGAAAAAGUUAAGGUACGUACUAUGUAGUAGAGCAUCUAUUGCCAAGAAUGUAUAGUCUCAUUAACAAGUUCCCUUUCUGAGAAAACCUUUUUUAACCAUCUUUCUAAUCUUAACCAAAGUCCCUCAACUAGGCCUAUAGUGCCAGAUCUCUCUCUGCUCAAAGGUACACAUCCUGUAUUGAUAUAGCAUUGUGAGGUAAUAUUUACAUAUAUGCUACAAUCUCUGCAUUAACAUGUUUACAGGAAUUCUUACUUAGUUUUCAUUUUUGCUCUUAGCACUAUAACAUGAAUUAUUAUUAUUAUUAUUAUUAUUAUUAUUAUUAUUUUCGGUAUGAUCCUCUUUCCUGUUAUGCCUUGGUUACUUUAUGUUAAGUAUGUGUUUUGAAUGACUACAUGAAGUGGGCUAUGGUGGUAUUUUUUUUGUCUAUGUCUUUGGAAUAAACAGAAUGAAAUAAGAUUUUUGAGGAUAUAUGAUUAUCUUAUGAUUUGUAUCUGUGAAUUAUUAAUGACUUUUUAGAAUUAAUUAAGGCCAAAUUCAGUGAGUGUAUCUGCCUUAUUUAUAGAGCAAAAUAAAUCCUGUCAGUGAAAGUC